AAAACAAAAAAAAAAAAAGUGAGCGAAAAUGAGGAUUAUGAUCAAAGGAGGAGUAUGGAAGAACACGGAGGAUGAGAUAUUGAAAGCGGCGGUUAUGAAAUAUGGGAAGAAUCAAUGGGCUCGAAUUUCUUCUUUACUUGUUCGUAAAUCUGCUAAGCAAUGUAAAGCUCGUUGGUAUGAGUGGCUCGACCCUUCCAUCAAAAAGACCGAGUGGACUAGAGAAGAGGAUGAAAAACUGCUUCAUCUUGCUAAGCUCAUGCCAACACAAUGGAGAACGAUUGCGCCAAUUGUUGGUCGGACUCCAUCUCAGUGUCUUGAGCGGUAUGAGAAACUCCUUGAUGCAGCCUGUGCUAGAGAUGAAAAUUAUGAGCCAGGUGAUGACCCCAGGAAAUUGCGUCCUGGAGAGAUUGACCCAAACCCUGAAUCAAAGCCUGCACGUCCAGAUCCUGUUGAUAUGGAUGAGGAUGAGAAGGAAAUGCUUUCUGAAGCUCGUGCUCGGUUAGCUAAUACUAGGGGCAAGAAGGCGAAGAGGAAAGCUAGGGAGAAACAGCUUGAAGAGGCUAGGAGGCUUGCUUCUUUGCAGAAAAGGAGGGAGCUUAAGGCUGCUGGAAUUGAUACAAGGCAAAGGAAGAGGAAAAGGAAGGGAAUUGAUUAUAAUGCAGAAAUUCCCUUUGAGAAGAGGCCUCCUUCGGGCUUUUAUGAUGUUGCUGAUGAAGAUAGACCCGUGGAACAGCCUAAGUUCCCUACCACCAUCGAAGAACUUGAGGGAAAAAGAAGAGUUGAUAUAGAAGCACAGUUGAGAAAGCAGGAUAUUGCAAAAAAUAAAAUUGCUCAGAGGCAGGAUGCCCCAUCAGCAAUAGUGCAGGCCAACAAGCUGAAUGAUCCAGAAACAGUGAGGAAGAGAUCAAAACUUAUGCUACCAUCACCUCAGAUUUCCGAUCAUGAAUUGGAGGAGAUUGCAAAGAUGGGGUAUGCCAGUGAUCUUCUUUCAGGUAAUGAGGAACUGGCGGAAGGGAGUGGUGCAACUCGUGCUCUUCUCACAAAUUAUUCCCAGACACCACGGCUGGGAAUGACACCUUUACGGACCCCACAAAGAACACCUGCUGGAAAAGGUGAUGCUAUCAUGAUGGAAGCUGAAAAUCUGGCUAGGUUGAGAGAGUCCCAGACACCCUUACUUGGUGGAGAAAACCCAGAGCUGCACCCUUCAGAUUUCUCAGGGGUCACUCCUAAAACACAGAUCCAAACACCAAAUCCAAUGUCGACUCCGGCUGCAACUCCUGGAGGUGCAGGUCUUACUCCUAGAAUUGGAAUGACACCAUCAAGGGAUGGUUAUUCUUUUGGUUUGACCCCUAAAGGAACUCCCAUCAGGGAUGAGCUCCACAUAAAUGAAGACAUGGACCUGCAUGACACUGCCAAACUUGAGCAGCGGAGACAAGCUGAUAUAAGAAGGAACUUGCAAUCUGGACUCAGUAGUCUUCCACAGCCAAAGAAUGAGUACCAAAUAGUCAUUCAACCACCUGCAGAAGAUAGUGAAGAACCAGAGGAGAAGAUUGAAGAAGACAUGUCUGAUCAGAUAGCAAGAGAAAGGUUUGAGGAAGAAGCAAGGCAGCAGGCAUUACUUAAGAAGAGAUCAAAAGUGUUGCAGAGGGAGCUUCCUAGACCUCCUAGUGCCUCCCUAGAACUAAUUAGAGAUUCUUUGAUGAGGACUGACGGAGACAAAAGUUCUUUUGUUCCUCCUACUUCAAUUGAGCAGGCUGAUGAAAUGAUAAGGAAGGAGCUUCUGCUCUUGCUGGAGCACGACAAUGCUAAGUAUCCACUUAAUGAAAAGUCAAAUAAGGCGAAGAAAAAAGGUGCCAAGUGUCCUCCAAAUGGAUCUAUUCCCAGUAUAGAAGAUUUUGAAGAGGAAAUGGAAGAGGCUGAUUCCUUGAUUAAGGAGGAGGCUGAAUUUCUUCGUGUGGCAAUGGGGCACGAAAAUGAAUCGCUUGAUGAUUUUGUGGAAGCACAUAAUACUUGCCUAAAUGAUCUAAUGUACUUCCCUACUCGUAAUGCUUAUGGUCUAGCAAGUGUUGCUGGAAAUAUGGAGAAACUUGCGGCCCUGCAGACUGAAUUUGACAUUGUGAAAAGGAAGAUGGAUAAUGAUAAGUCGAAGGCAGAAAGCAUGGAGAAGAAGUACAAUGUUCUCACACAGGGUUAUGAGAGACGGGCUGUAACUCUUUGGCGUCAGAUUGAGUCAACCUUUAAGCUGAUGGAUACUGCAGGAACAGAACUAGAGUGUUUUCAAGCAUUACAAAAGCAGGAGCAGUUAGCGGCAUCACACAGAAUAAAUGGUAUCUGGGAGGAAGUUCAGAAGCAGAAGGAGCUCGAACAAACCUUACAAAGACGCUAUGGGAAUCUCAUAGCUGAGUUAGAAAGGAUACAAAAUCUCGUGAAUGUAUACAGAGUACAAGCACAAAAACAAGAAGAGGCAGCUGAAAAGGAUUGUGCACUUGAGUUGUCUGAGGCUGUAGCAAGUCAAGCUGAUGUGCCCAGCUCAGGACUUUCAGAGUCUGCACCUUCCUCAGAGCAUGUUGACUCUUCUCUUGAUGGCCAUCCUAGCCUGAAAGGUGAUAUGAAUAUCGAUUCAGGAAAAGAACAUGCUACUAUGGAUAUGGAAAAAGAUGGAAGCAUGUCUGUAAAUGUGCCUUUGGUUGUGGAAGACAUAGGAGAUAAUAUCACAAAGACACUUAAUGGGAUGACUGAAGAUGCCGUAACAAGUCCUGACGGUGCUGCAGAAUCUAGAAAUCCUGAUUCAGUUUCUACCGAACAGGAAAGCAUCCAAGAAAUGCUUGAAGAAGGUUAUACUGACCACACCAAGGUUGACAAUUCUUCUGUCUUGGGUGGAGAUGCUGCUGAAAAACAAACUGGAAUGGAGGAAUAGCUUUUUUAGCUCUGAACAAGUGUCAAGUUUUAUUGGACAAUGAGAGACUAAUCAUGAAAUUCUUCCCCAUACAAGUAGUAUUCAGGCAUUGAUGGAUCCAUAUCUGCUUCUGUAUUUUUAUAAAUGGGAAAUAUUCCAUGGAUAGUAGCUAUGCUGGAGCCAAGCUUAUUCUGUGUAAUUUUUUCAUCUCUGCGUUUUCCAGUGCUAGAGAUUUUUGUUUCUCUUAGAAGAGACCUGGAAAAGAAAUACAGGUCCAGGGGUGAAAAACAUGGACCUGUCAUUGGUAGCUUUGGUAUAACAUCUCUUUUCCCUUGGACUUAACUCACCAGCACCUCAAAUUUCUACUUACCUGGUUUUCACAAGAGGCAAUGAUGUUGUAGAUAGGUUAGGCACUUUAUUUAUAUUCUUGUAUUCCUAUAAUUUGUCGGAAUUUUCUUUCUUUACCCAAAAUGAAUGUUAGGAAAGUUGAAAAUUUAUUUUCCACUGGACCCAGGUUAUCCCCUUAGGGUUGAUCCAGCUUCUUUUGAUUGACAAUGGACAUCCCAAAUCCAAAAGAAGGCAUUGUAUCUGAUUUAAAAGUCUGCAUUAUAUUAAAUUGUUGGUUACAAAUUGUUUUUUGUUUUCUGAGAACUGACAAGAAAGCAGUCAAAGCCAGUCCUCCAUAUCCAAUUGAGUCAUUAUCUAGUUAUGGCCACAUAAGGGAGGAGUCAGAGUUUCACUAUUUCAGCAUCCAAUUUGUAUACCUAAUAUUCCAAUUCCUAAGCAGCCAUACCUUGAAGAAUACAAACCAAAAGGAACACUUCUAGUUGGAUAAGCUUUGCUUGAGCCACCUUUUUAGCCAUCCCAUAAAUAGCCUUCCUCCCUCUUUCCUUCUUAGUAUCUCUUUACAAUCCUCAUUAACAUUUUCUACUCCCCUUAGUCUCAAGCAGAAAGUAAGAAUCUAUUCAAUUGUUUCCGUCAAGGAAGUUUGCUGAAAUUUUGAGUUUUCAAGGAAAGCCAGAGACAAAUUUCGGAUUAUUUUGUUCUCGGUUGUAAGGCAAACAACAAGAAGAGCUUGAACUG
Molecule: messenger RNA, 3979 nt
Organism: Durio zibethinus
Lineage: Eukaryota; Viridiplantae; Streptophyta; Magnoliopsida; Malvales; Malvaceae
Source: RefSeq, a predicted model, not a curated record